GUCAGCAAUUCGCGCGCGCUCCGCGGCCACGCGAUUAAAAGCAGACUCUGGUCGAAGCGAGGUGCUGCUCAGCGUUGUCGUGUAGGCUUUUCCUUUUAUUAAUUAAUUCAUUAUAAACUUCUCUCCUAAACGUUUGCAAUCGAGUUUUGCUUCCACUGCAAACUAACCCGUUAUACUUGGGAGGCGCCGGGCCGUGGUGCAUUUUUUUUAGUACCGCCCGCCUGGCCGGCCAUCCUCCCUUAGCUCUUCUGCGCUGGCGCUUCUAGCAGCAGGGUGAUGUUGAAAGAGCUCCGCAUCCUGGGCUGGAUCCACCCUGUUUACUCGACCUGCGAAGAGGAAUUAGAAAGACUCCGAGCAGAAGGACUUGCCGAUGCUGGGCUAGACAUGGGAGAGCGAGGCGCUGCCAUCGGCGCACCGCUUCACGAGUAACGUUCUGAGUCUCCAGCUCCCUCUCGGUUCUCCCUCCGCUCAUCAUGGCCAAGCAGUACGAUGUCUUGUUCCGGCUGCUUCUGCUGGGCGACUCGGGCGUUGGAAAAACCUGCCUGCUGUGCAGGUUCACCGACAACGAAUUUCAUUCAUCGCACAUCUCCACCAUAGGUGUGGACUUCAAAAUGAAGACGCUAGAAGUGGAUGGGAUCAAAGUAAGAAUUCAGAUCUGGGAUACAGCUGGUCAAGAACGGUAUCAGACUAUCACAAAACAGUAUUACAGACGAGCACAGGGAAUCUUUUUAGUCUAUGACAUUACCAGUGAGCGUUCCUUUAAGCAUAUAAUGAAGUGGGCCAGUGAUGUAGAUGAGUAUGCACCAGAGAAAGUCCAAAAAAUUCUGAUUGGGAACAAAGCAGAUGAAGAUAUGAGAAGACAAGUGGCCACAGACCAGGGAGUGAAGCUUGCAAAGGAGUAUGGGAUGGACUUCUUUGAGACAAGUGCCUGCACCAAUUAUAAUAUUAAAGCGUCCUUCACUCGAUUAACUGAACUAGUCCUUCAAGCACACAAGAAGGAGCUGGAUGGCCUCAGAGUCUCCAUCAACCACGAACUGAGUAUAGCUGAUCUAGAAGAAGAUGACGGCCAAGGUGACAGACCGGGCAACUCCCAGAAAGUCUGCUGGUGUUAGGGAUUCCAAAAGACGGCAGUUUCUCACAUUUCUCCAUCGUGAGGAGGCAUUCAUCUAAUUUGGACUGAAGUUCAACUCUUCCUUUUCUGAAGACUAAGAAAUGUCCAUUGAUUUUUUUGCACAGAUUAGCUGAAGCUCCUGGUGAAUCUUCUCCAAGUGCUUUAUCUCCCGCUUGUCGGACACAAGAAUUGAUUUAUUAAAGCUAAGUUACAAUAAAAUAAAGGGUAUAAAGAUGGAGGAGGUUACUAAAUACUCAUGAUACACACCACUAAGUGGCUCAAAUGAGAAGCCUGAGCGCUGCCAUAGUAAGGAUGAUAGCAUUUGACGCGUACGUCCACAAUAGACACCCAAAGUCUCAUGAGAGUUGGAAUUGCAGAGAAACAAUGGCCUGAUGGGAUUUGUGGUGUGCACCAACGAAACAGAAUUGUUGCUUGUGAAUGGAAUUCCUCAGUAGACCUUUUGGUCGAUAAGCAGAGCUCUGUAACAUCGAGAUGUUGGGACUUUGACCAAGGGUGUAUUCUGCUUUUCCAUUUUUUUUUUUUUAUUGAUAAUGCUUUUUUUUUGUUUUGUAAGUUUAUAAUUAAUAUUUAUCCAGGUUUAGGUUAAGCCUGUCAAGGUUGUGGAAGUGUCUCUUAUCACCUCUCCCUCACUUUGCAUGCAGGCAGGCGAGACAUUAAUGGAGAAACCUGUGGUCGUUUGUUUAAUUCCUUAUGCUUUAGACUUUGGCCUUGAUUUUGAGACGAGAAAUGAUAGCAUUAACAAGAAUGCAUUGUGGCGUGAAUUUCUUUUCAGAUCGUUUCAGUGAACCCACAAUAAAAAUUUUGUUUUUCAGGGUCUGAAAUUCCAACCACCUCAUAAAUCCAAGGUUAAACAGCUAGGAGUUCUACCUGUAUUAUUAUCUGCCCGUUACAAACCACACCAGAAAUCACACAGCCUAAUCCAAAAAAAAACUAAAAGCUUAAAUUCAGAAGUUCAAGAAGUUGGAAGAAUUAAAAAAACAAAAAAAGGACCAUGGGAAUUUUGAACUAUUUUAAGUAGAUCCAAAGGCUUAUUUGUGGACAUUAUUAUGUGGCUUCAAAGCUGAAUCUCUCUUACCUCACUGGUAGACAUCAGAAUGAAAUCUUCAACUAAAAAAAGGGAUCAGCCUACCGCUCCAACAUCUUAUUGCCUUUACGUGCAUUGCCAGGUAGUUUGUAUGUUCUGAAAGGUGCAGCUACUUGCUCACCACCAGCCCCACACAUUGUUUUUUUAUUUGAUGCUUGGUCAUGCCCAAUUUUUGCCAAGAAGAGCUGACAUCCAUGAAAUCGAUUUUACCAUCUAUGGAUAAUGGCAACAAAUUCUUCCCUCAAAACAAGGGGUUAAGCUUGGAAAAUAUUUUGCGCCUUUUGGAAUCCGAAGACAUCAGCCAGUUCUGUUCUGCACUUCUUUAUUCACACUGAUCCAAGAAAAGCAAAGUUCCCAAAUCUAAGGAAGUUGUAAAUCAUGAUCCUGCCAGGUUGUGUUAACUGAUGAUGGAGACAGGCCAAAAGCACACUGUGUCCAUGUCAGUGGACAUCAGUAAUUAGGGCUGGUGAGAAGCUACUCUCGUGUUAAUGACGAGUUCCUUGUAUUACAUGACUCGGAGGAGGGUGAAAAUGUCAACCUCCGUCUGUAGACGCAGCAUCUUCAUGUGCUUAUCUAAUUAUUAAAUCUGUUUUGAUGUUCUACAUGUUGAUUUCUCCUUAUAACAUGGACAGCUGUUAGAGCACAUUUAGAAUGUUUGUCUGUGCGACUUGCUAACAUGUCAUUUGCUGCAGUAAUAAAGAGAAAACUGUUAUCUGCAUUUCA
Polypterus senegalus (gray bichir) is the source of this 2939-nucleotide messenger RNA. It is a transcript of the gene rab15, whose product is annotated as RAB15, member RAS oncogene family. Gene Ontology annotation, biological process: Rab protein signal transduction. The transcript is spliced from 7 exons. Gene Ontology annotation, molecular function: GTP binding; GTPase activity. The coding region runs from base 474 to 1112 and encodes 212 amino acids. The record is from RefSeq and is a predicted model, not a curated record. Lineage: Eukaryota; Metazoa; Chordata; Cladistia; Polypteriformes; Polypteridae.